CGUAUAUUGGUGCCUAGGUUGUUGUUUGUCAAAUCGCAUCUCUUAUUAUGUUUUAAGAUUUAGUUUUAAGUUAUAACACGUUUUUUUCUUUAAUGUGGCUAAGUGUUUUAAAACAUAAUAUUUUUUGUUUUUAUUAUUGGAUUGCUUAAGAACAUAAUCGUAAUAAUAAAUGGAAAGAGGAAAUCGAGGAUCAAGAAGAUCUAGAGGUCGACCAUUCAUCAGAGGUUAUUAUCGUGGAAGAACACGAGGUAGAAGUAUACUUAGUAGUAGAACACCAGAUCCUCGAGAAAAAUUUGAAAGCUAUGAUGACAAUGAAAAAAGUAGUACUCACGAAGAAAAAUCAUGGAGCUCACCAUCUGAUAAACGUCAUAAAACAAGAGAAAACUCUCGAUCACCUUCCAAAGAGAAUAAUGAUAAUAACAAUGAAAGAAAUUCACCUUCAGAGAAAAAAGAAUAUUACUCUGAUGCUAAGUAUCAUAAGCAUUCAUCAGAUUAUCCUUUUAGAGAUCAAAGAAGACCAUACCAAAACAAUUAUUGGGAAAGAAGUACUCGUGGAAGACCUUACUCUCCUCAAAGCCAAUAUCGAGUGAGACCCUAUCACUCUCCUACUAGAAAUUCAAGACGUUACUCUCGGACUCCUGAAAGACGCCGUUCACAUAGUAGAUACCGUUCACGCUCUCAUACAUCAAGUCGAUACCGAUCACAUUCACGUUCAAAAAGUAGAUCUAGGCGUCCUUCUCCUUCAAAACAUAGAUCACCUAGAAGAAGAUCUAUAUCAAGGCAUCCAAAAACUUCAGAUGAACACAACAAAUUUUCAGAUAAAAAUAAAAUCAUUAGAAAUACUUCCGAUAAUAGUAAUGAUUCUGAUGACUUUGUUGAAAAAUUAGAAGCUUCUAAAAAUUCUAAAACUCCUAGGAGAAUUGAAUAUUCAGGUAAUGAUGAUGAUGAGUAUUGGAUCGAAAGUGGUAAAAAAAAUGAAAAUAUUCCUAAAGAACCAAAAACACCAGGGAGAUCUAAUUUUUCUUCUAGAGCUCCCAAAACUCCUGGUCGAUUAGAACUUUCUGCUAAAGAUGAUGAUAAUUACUGGGAAAAUUCACAGUCUUCUAAAAGUGCAAAGAAAACCCAAUAUUUAAAUACUUGGGACGAUUCUCCUAUUCGAGAAGAACCUUUUUCAAAAGCACCAAAGACUCCUGGUAGAAAAGAAUUUUCUUCUAAAGAUAGUGAUGACUACUGGACAAAAUCUUCACCAAAAAUUAAAGAAUUAUACUCAAAAAAAAACAAAAAUCAAAAUUUAUCCUCUAUAUAUGUACAAGAUCUAGGUUCUUCUAAUUCAGAAUGUGAUAAUUCACCUAAACAAUAUAGAUCAAUGUCAAUAACAAAUUCUGAUAAAAGUGACACACCACAACCACUAUCACUUACUGAAAAAUCUAGCAAAUCUACUAAUCCUAGCAGUAUAUCACAAACAUCUAUUUCUAAAAUAUCUAAAAACAUAUCUGAAUCACUUCCUCCAACAAUAGGGUCUGAAAACUUGUUAGGUUAUGGUUCUCACUGGACAGGAAUGUCAAAUACAUCUACUUCAUAUUUACCAACUGAUAACUUUUCUCAACCUCAAGUAACACAGUUUACUGGAUAUCAACAUCCAAUAGUUCCUCAAAAUUCUCAGUGGUAUCAACCAAGUUAUCAACAAUAUGGAUCACAGUAUCAACAAUUUGAACAGAAACAAUCUAUUCCAUUUAAUCAAGUUCACCCAAAUUUAGAACAAGUUGUGAGUUACCAAUCUUCAAAUCAAGGUUUAUUCAAUUGUGAUUUAAAACAAGUAAUUGAUAUAUCAAAACCUCCUCCCAAUGUCACCUCUAUAACUCCAGAUGUUCAAUCUAAAAAUGUUCAAGAUAAUAUGUUUGAGAUGCAACGUGAAACUUAUACUACCAAAUUAAUGAGUUUGAAAAAAGAGCUGGAAUUCUUGCAAAUUCAAUAUGAUCAAUUUAAAUCAGAUAAUUCUAAUGGUCAUUAUAAUGAUGAAUUAAAACAAAAUAGAAAAGCACAGGAUGAUAUAAAUGGAAAAAUUAAAGGUGUCAAUAAUAUUCUUGAAGUAUUGAGCACAAUGAUACCUAAAAAUUCUGUAAAUGAUAUUAAGAAAGUAGAAACUCGAAAAACAUAAAGAAGAUUCAAUUGCAAAUUUUGAAAGAAGUUCUAUACUUAAAAGUCAAAGCCAUAGUAAGUCUUCAUCACCAUCCUCAGAGUACAAAAAAAGACAUAGCAUACCUGCUUCUUUAAAGCAGGAAAAAAAAACUUUAAGAUCACAAUCAUCUGAUGAAGAUGAUUCUAAUUUGAAAAAAUCACGUCAGUCUAAAGAAACAUUAGAAAGUAAAAAAAAGAAAAACCGAAAUAUCGCAAAAGUUCCACAAUUUAACUUUGUUUAUUGUGAUUCUUGUAUUCAUUGGUGCCAGACUUGUAAUAUAUUUCCAAAGACUGCUAAAGAAUAUUUAACUCAUUUACAAAGUGAAUCGCAUAAAACAAUUCUAGAGGAACUUAAUAUUGUAGAAUUACCAUGGCACAAUACUCAAGUUGAACCCACUCAACCAGAAAAAAAUCCUGAGCUUCCUAAUAAACGUGUACCAAUAAAAGGCUUAGAAUUUUUCAUUGGAACAACAGCCUGGUAUUGCAAACUCUGUGAUACUUGGAUUGGAGAUCUUCAUUGUGCAUCUGCUCACUUUAAAUCCAAAAGUCAUAAUGACUUAUAUGCGGCUCUUAUUGCUAAAGAACCAAAUUGGGAAAUUGAUUGGCUUACUAAAAGAACUCGAGCAUUUGAAAAAUCUCUUUUACAAGUAAAUAAACCUAAGCAAGAAUUUAUUAAAGAAGAAAAAUUGAAAGAUUCAAUAGUUAUUGAAUCAAAACCAGAAAAGUCUUUUUUUGAGAAGGAUUUUAAAAAAGAAAAAGAAAGAGAUAAAGAAAAAGAAAGACUUAGAGAUAAAGAAAAAAAUAAAAGAGAAAUAGCUAGAAAAAACACUGAAAUAAAAAACAAAUUAAGCCCAAUUAUUGGUGAAAACAAUGAUUCUAAUAAUGUUUCAAUAUCAGAUUGGAUGAAACCUAUCAACUUACCUGUUGAAAAAAGUUUGAUAACAUUGAAAGAAAAUGUUCAAAAAGCUAAAGAAAAAUUAAGUAAACAUAAAACCGACAAAGUGGAAGAAUAUAAAUCAAGAACAUCAGAAACUCAAAAAAAUAAAAAACAAAAGCUUGAUGAACCCAAAGCAAUUGAUUCUACUGAAAAAAAAGAAGAUAAUUGUAUUAUGAUUAACCGUAGCAAAAUAAAACUACCUUUCAUUGGUAAAAUGCCAUUUGCUAAGCCAGUCACUAAAAAAACCGCAGGUUCACAAUCUAAAGAAGUUCCUAACUAUAUGGUUGAAACUAAGUGUGAAGAACUAAAAGAAAAACCAGUAACCUCUGUUGAAUCUCGAAUGCAUAUAAUGGAACAUAUGAUUAGUGCCAUUAAUGAAAAAAAGAUUGAAAAACAAACUUUACCUAUUGAUAUGGAUAUUGAUGAUGAAAAUGAAUAUGAUGAAAUGAUUCUAGGUGCUAAAACAAAUUUGUUUCAACCACAAUUAAAUAUAGAUUUACCUAGAAACGAAGUUCUCCAUAAUUUUAAUCUUCCACAUACAAGUUCACUUCCUCAAGAUUUAAAUGCUGCUUUAAAUAUGAUUUUUCCUUGUAACGAACCAACAAUUGGUACUUGUGUUAGUGUACCUGUUAACAUCCAAAAUAAUAAUUUAAUGGAUCCUCAAAAUAUAUGUAUUUAUCCUGAAAUGAAUAGAAUGUUAAAUAGUUCACCAGAAAGGAAAAAAAAGAAAAAUGCUCCGUCACAACGAAAACGUAGGCAUAUGAAAAAAAACAUGGGGAAAGAUGAUGAAUAUAAUAAAAAUGAAGAAGAAGAAGUUGAUGAUAAAUUGGAUGAACUUAUUAGUUCAGUGUCCAGGAAAGACAACAUAAAUAAGUCUAAUGGCAAUGAAUCAGAGGGAGAUGAACUUGCUAUGCUUGGUAUUGAUGUUGAAGAUAUGGCUGCUCAAUAUUAUUGAACUUAAAUUAGUA
Molecule: messenger RNA, 4083 nt
Organism: Daktulosphaira vitifoliae (grape phylloxera)
Lineage: Eukaryota; Metazoa; Arthropoda; Insecta; Hemiptera; Phylloxeridae
Product: NK-tumor recognition protein-like
Biological process (GO): positive regulation of DNA-templated transcription; negative regulation of DNA-templated transcription
Cellular component (GO): nucleoplasm
Molecular function (GO): zinc ion binding; nucleic acid binding
Source: RefSeq, a predicted model, not a curated record